Molecule: messenger RNA, 2448 nt
Organism: Rhea pennata
Lineage: Eukaryota; Metazoa; Chordata; Aves; Rheiformes; Rheidae
Product: kelch-like protein 9
Exons: 4
Coding region: 335-2200 (621 amino acids)
Molecular function (GO): protein binding
Source: RefSeq, a predicted model, not a curated record
UGUCAGCUGCCCCUGGUGUCACAGCCCACAGGCUGCACACGCAAACACUGUGCAAUAACCAGCACCGCUCGCAAACAAGCUCACUUGGCUCUGCAAGGGACACAGCGCUCUGCUCCUUCAAAAGUGUCAAGGACAGUCCCAGCAAGGACAGAAGCUACUGCAUUUUGGACAGGACUGCGUGAGCUGGCAGAACAGUCUCUCUCUCUCUCUCUUUCUUCCUUACUGCAUGAAGUCAGUUUCUACCACAAAAGAUUGCCCAAGAGAUGGCCUGACUGUGUACAACACCUGCGGAGAGCUCUGGGGUCGCUCUCAAGGCUGAGCGCCUUUUGGAGAGAUGUUGCUCAGCUCACAGAGCAGCACAGAGAGGCUCGUGUCAGACACAUACCUGGUUAAACUCCUGGAAGGCAUCAGCAGCCUUCGCUCGCAGAGCGCACUCUGCGAUGUAACACUGGAGGCAGAAGGGGUUUGCUUUCCAGCACACAAGAUCAUAUUAGCAUCAGCAAGUAACUAUUGUAAAAUCCUGUUUGUUGGAAACGUGACAAGAGCUGGAAGCCCUGAUGGUAAUGUCCACCUGAAAGCUGUCAGUGCUGCAGGGUUAAAGAACGUUCUCAACUUUAUUUAUUCCAACAAACUAGAGCUUUCAUUACAGAAUAUCGAAGAGACGUUCAAAGCAGCAGAAACCCUGUUUGUUCGGGAAGUGAUCAAGUUGUGCUUUCGAUUUCUGGAAGGCUGCUUGAAUUGUGAGAACUGUAUGGAUGUUCUCAACAUUGCUAAACGACUUGGUCCAGAAGAGUUGAGACAGAAAGCCAUGUGCUACGUAGGACGGCAUUACAAACAGAUCCUGUCUGAUCCUCAGUGUUUGAAAGAUCUGGACAGAAGGACCCUCUGUGAAAUCUUAGACAGGACUGACACCGCAGGAUGCAGUGAGCUGGAGCUGUUCAAAGCUGCUGUUACUUGGCUGCAGCAUGACCACACACGGUUGAAAGGUGCAGCAGAUAUUUUGAGGCGUAUACGAUUCCCUCUCAUUCCUUUGAGGGAUCUGCAGAAAUACAUCCAGGACAUGCCUCUUAUAAGGCUGGAUUCAAGCUCCCACAAGUACCUUCAGGAGGCUCUAAACUACCACUCCCAGCCGUAUGCCCAGCCAGUCCUGCAGACUCAGCACACAAGCCCCCGUUCCAGCUCCACUGUGCUGCUCAUCGCCGGUGGCAGAACCACCGAUAACCACGUAUGCAGAGAGAUGUGGGCAGCAGAUCAGACAUGCAGUUCCUGGAGUAAGGUCGGGGAUCUCUGUGUGCCGGUGUACAACCACUGUGUAGCUGUCAUCAAUAACUUCCUCUUUGUUAUUGGGGGCCAGCAUCAAUUUGAUCCCACAGGAAAGCAGCCAUCAAAUGAGGUUUUCCGAUUUGAUCCUCGCAACACCUCCUGGCUCCAGGUUGCCAGCAUGCUGGAGAGGCGAACACGAUUCCACGCAGAUGUGCUGUAUGACUGCAUCCUUGCUGUAGGUGGUGGGACACUGCUGGGGAACCUCACUCGCACCGUGGAGUUGUACCAGCCGGCUGAUAACAAGUGGGAGUUUGCAGCUCCUUUUCCUAUACCUAUCGCUGAUCACGCAGGCACAAUCCACAAAGGAAUCCUCUAUGUUUCAGGGGGCUUCUCUGGUGGUAAAACCUUACGAGAAACUUACAGUUACCUCCCUCGCCUCCGACGCUGGGUUGGUAACUGUGCCAUGACGUUCACACGCUGUGAUCAUGGGAUGGCUACAGUCAGAGACAGGAUCUUCUGCAUCGGAGGAAGAACAUUAAAUGGAGUGGAGGAAUGGAUUCACGUCAAUGAGACUGAAUAUUAUUGUCCGGUAAGCGAUCAGUGGACAACAUUAAUGAUAUCCCCGUUCAACUGCUGCCAGUUCAGCAUCACAGCCCACGAGUCUACUCUUUACCUUGUGGGAGGUGGGUCACUGCAGCACAUGCAGAAGAAAAACAAUGUUUUCUUGUAUGACACUGUUGGGCGAGUAUGGAAGAAAGCCAGCACUCUGCCUAACGCUCUGGUUGAUCACGCCUCUUGCAUGAUUAAACUGCCCCAAAUUAAUGAAGCCAGCGAGGAGGGGAGAGGCACAAAGAGCUCACCCACUGGCAGGAGGCAGAAGUCUACUCUCAGCUUGUUCAUCACAAACAAAGAGUCCCACUCUGCUUCUGAGAAGUAGGAUGUGAAUGUGUGAAGAGGCCCUGACAGUGUUUGCCAAUCCCUCUUAAGUAUUUGAAGAGCUCCCAAGUAUUUUAACAACUCUAGUAGCUCUUAGCCAAAACCUUAACCUGUACUUUGGAUUUGGUACAUUCCUUAGUGUUAUCGUGGUGAUAUGCGCAGUUUGUAAGAAAAAAUUAGAUUUCCAACCUUACUAAGCUGAGUCUGAACACUUUUGUUAUCUUAGAAAUAAUAAUAAUAAUAAAAAAG